Molecule: messenger RNA, 1716 nt
Organism: Priceomyces carsonii
Lineage: Eukaryota; Fungi; Ascomycota; Pichiomycetes; Serinales; Debaryomycetaceae
Exons: 1
Coding region: 1-1716 (571 amino acids)
Source: RefSeq, a predicted model, not a curated record
AUGCUUAAACUUAAAUGGUUAAAUUUAUUCUCUCUCAUUCUAUUGCCUUCAAAGGUUUUCGCUACCGAAGACUGUGCAACCUGUAUGGCCCCUUAUCAAGAAUGUCCAAGCAAUAACUUUAAUAAAUUGACUGGACUUCCUAAGGCAUCGAUUCUGGUAACUAGCGUGGUUUCAAAAGGAACUUCUUAUGAUAUUACGGUUCAUUUCCAAAGUACUGCCCUUCCAUAUUCGAUUGAUGCGUUGUGGGAAUUGAAAAUUACUCAACCCGUGAAUACUGCCAUUUAUUCUGUGAAUGAAGACAUAUAUGAGAUUGACGAUACUCGAGACUUUUACUACACCUUCAGUUUACCUGCUUCAAGUAUGAACGCCGGAACUUCCACUGAUGAAUUUUGUAUCCCUCCAAUCGCUUUUCAAUUCGAUCUUUGUACGGGCACAAAAAAUCCAUCGAGCGAAUGCUCGAAUGCCGUGUCUUACGAUUUCUUAACAGGUUGUGGUGAUCCAACUCAUUUUGCAGAUUCUCCAUAUUGUUUCAAGAAGUGCUCAGGUUCAUCAUCUGUUUCUACUCCACCUGUCCCUGCCUCAUCUGUUCCUUCCUCGGUUAAUCCUGCAUCAGCUGUUCCUGUUUCUUCGACUCCAGUUGAAUCAUCUGCACCUGUAUCGUCGGCUCCUGUUGAAUCUUCUGUCCCUGCCUCAUCUGUUCCUUCCUCGGUUAAUCCUGCAUCAGCUGUUCCUGUAUCGUCGGCUCCUGUUGAAUCUUCUGUUCCUGUUGCAUCUUCUGUUCCAGUUGAAUCCUCCGCUCCAGUCGAAUCUUCUGCUCCGUUGUCUUCCACACCUUAUGAAUCAUCUGUCCCUGCAUCAGCCGUUCCUGUUUUGUCGACUCCAGUUGAAUCAUCUGCACCCGCAUCGUUGGCUCCAAUUAAAUCUUCCAUUCCAGUUGAAUCAUCCGCUCCAGUUGAAUCAUCCACUCCUGUGGAAUCUUCUGCUUCGUUGUCUUCCACACCUUAUGAAUCAACUGUCCCUGCAUCUGUUAACCCUGUAUCAUCGACCCCGGGUGAGUCAUCCCAUCCGGCUCAAUCAUCUGGUCUGGCUCCAUCACUUAAUGUGCUGUCUACAAUUUAUGGCUCAUCUAGUGUAUAUACACAAACAGAAACGGAAGUAGAAACAAGAACUUUAACAAUAUGUGCUAAGCAUGGUCACUGUGCGACAAUAACUACUACCUAUUGUCAAUCCACGUCUGCUCCAGCAUCAGCAUCAGCGUCAGGUUCUGGUUCAUCUGGCUCUGGUUCAUCUGGUUCAUCUGGUUCAUCUGGCUCUGGCUCUGGCUCUGGCUCUGGUUCAUCUGGCUCUAGUUCAUCUGGCUCUGGCUCAUCUGGCUCUGGCUCUGGUUCUGAUUCAUCUGGUUCUGGUUCUGGUUCUGGUUCAUCUGGUUCUGGUUCUGGUUCUGGUUCUGGCUCGUCUAGUAUCACCUUUGAGCCUACUACGGUUAGCGGGAAACCGACUACUUUGGAAGCUGGUUCCUCAAUUGUAACAGAGGCAGGUUCUAGUUUGACAUCUUCAUCAGUGGUUUCCUUUGAGACAAUUCCUGCUUCAGGCUCCUCUUCUGUCUCUUCAGAAUCAGCCACUGUUAGUACCUUCGAAGGCUCUGCAAACUUUUUGCUUUCCAAAAAAUCAAUUUUGUCCGCAGUAGCUGCUACCUUUGCAGCCUUCUUGAUCUAA